UCAACGCCGCACCUCCUACACCCGCAGAACCUCAGACGCCUCAGAAGAGUACCGAAAACAAUGCCCCGGUGGGCCCAGCUACGUUUCUCAUGUACAACCGAAUAAACACCACGAUCGGAGGAGCCUCGAACAGCGGGGACCAGAGCCCUCUGCUGCAGGCCAGCGGCAGCGUCUCGGGAACGACCAUGCAGGAUGACAAGUCGGCAAGGAAGCGGACCGAAGACAAGAGCAAUAGCAUCUGCCUUGUACUAUUUAUUGACGCAAAGCCUAACACCGCAAUAAAACUAAGCAAACAUACAGAAAAUAUCUCACUUUUUCGGCAAGUCUCUAAAGAUAACCAAAGAUACAUAUAAGGUGAUCCGUUUGUCCCCAGUAUUUUAGAUUGAAAGGCGACUGGAGACAAAAAAGAUGUGGCUAAAGGCGCUUGUUCUACUGCUUUCGAUUCGAUAUUUGGCGGCCACGUGCAAUGUGUGUCAAAGUGAUAGCAAUGUCGCUUGUCACAGUGAAACCACUUUUUCCAUCUGCUAUGACGGAGUUCCAUCGUAUGAUCUCUUGCCAUGUCCAAAGGACUUUUAUUGCACGGAUGGCUUUUACACUUGCUAUCAAAAUGCUAAUCCGGUUUGCAAAACAGAGGAGGACACUUCCACCACCGAGAUCCAGACAACCAGUACAACCACUCCUAGCCCCAUUACCACGACAACCACUAAGAACCCAACUACCACUGCUACCCCAAUUACCACAACAACCACUGAGAUCACGACUACAGAAGCUCCGUGGAAUGCCGACGAUAUCUGUCAGCAAUACACUAAAAACACCUUUUUCGAAAACGAAGAUGAUCCCACCUGCACCACUUUUAUAACCUGUACAGUUGAUAGCGACGGAACGCAUUCGACAAAAGUCACUUCAUGCAAGGCUAAUCAGUAUUUCAGUACCAGCUUAAAGGUUUGUACCGCCACAAAGCCGGAUGGAUGCGUGGAGACGACAACCACUAUAGCCACCACUACCCCAACCACCACCACCGUGACCACAACAGCGGCGAGUACCACCACAGCGGAACCCUGGAGUGCGGAGAAAACCUGCCUGACUGUCUCUAAGACCACUUUGUUUCAAAACCAAGACGACCCCACCUGCACCACGUACCUAUAUUGUUAUUUUAUCAAUGGAUCGGCAACAGCUUUGAUAAAGAACUGUAAGACCAACCAAUAUUUUGAUGCUUCCUUGAAAUCGUGCAGCGAAAACAAACCGGAUUAUUGCACCUAAGUCAGACCGUUUAACAGCAGUAAUCGAUCAUUAUCAGAUUUAUUGAAACCAAUAAAAUAUUAGUAUAAAACAAUCAU
Molecule: messenger RNA, 1337 nt
Organism: Drosophila melanogaster (fruit fly)
Lineage: Eukaryota; Metazoa; Arthropoda; Insecta; Diptera; Drosophilidae
Exons: 6
Coding region: 409-1260 (283 amino acids)
Cellular component (GO): extracellular region
Molecular function (GO): chitin binding
Source: RefSeq, marked reviewed